GAGAGAAGAGAGAGAGAGAGAGAGAGAGCCCCCGACCCUCCAAACCCCCCAAAAAUAUGACAUCUAGAUUGCGGCGAAGCUGGCAGCGACUGGGACCCAGAGAGAGAGGAAAGAAGUGAAAUCUGGAGCGGAGGCUUUUCCAAGAGCUCAGCCCAGAACAAGCGCUUCGGAGCCUCCAGACUCUGGAGACUUUUUUCUUUGUCUCUUUUUCUUCUUCUUAGAAAUGUAGCUGUAUAUUUGAGAAAAGAAUAGCCCAGCCUCACUAGUUGAUGAGAGAUGUUCUGAGCCGCUAAGGCUCCGUUUUGCAGAGCUCCGCAACGCGCCGCAGCUGCUUUUGCACAGCCGAACAUCAGCAAUCGUUUCCCCGCUCCAAACCGCAGCCGCCCCGCUGCCUUCGUCCAGAAAUGUGCGACCUGAUGCCGGCCUCCCAGCCCGCUGAGAAGAUAGGCAAGAUGAAAAAGUUGAGGAGAACUUUGUCGGAGAGUUUCAGAAGUAUCGCUUUCAAGAAGGAAGACAGUAGCUUUGAUGAGAUAUGUGUCACAAAGAUGUCCACACGCGGCUGCCAGGGAACAGACUCGGUCAUCAAGCCCCUGGACACCAUCCCUGAGGACAAGAAGGUGAGAGUUCAGCGCACGCAGAGCGGCUUCGACCCGUUUGAGAAGCCUGCCAGCCAGGUCAAGAGGGUCCACUCGGAAAACAAUGCCUGCAUUACCGCCAAGAGCUCAUCUACUGGGAAAGAGUCGCCCAAACUGCGCAGGCACUCUAGCCCAAGUUCUCCCACAAGCCCCAAGUUUGGAAAGGCAGACUCAUAUGAGAAGCUGGAGAAGCUGGGAGAAGGCUCAUAUGCAACAGUUUACAAGGGAAAGAGCAAGGUGAAUGGGAAGCUGGUGGCUCUGAAAGUGAUCCGUCUGCAGGAGGAGGAAGGAACACCCUUCACAGCAAUAAGGGAGGCAUCUCUUCUGAAAGGAUUGAAGCAUGCCAACAUCGUGCUCCUCCAUGACAUCAUCCACACCAAGGAAACCCUGACUCUGGUGUUCGAGUAUGUGCACACAGACCUGUGUCAGUACAUGGACAGACAUCCAGGGGGUCUCCACCCAGACAACGUGAAGCUCUUCCUAUUCCAGUUGUUGAGAGGCCUGUCCUACAUUCACCAGAGGUACAUCCUCCACCGCGACCUGAAACCACAGAACCUGCUCAUCAGCGACACUGGAGAGCUAAAACUCGCCGACUUUGGACUUGCCAGGGCCAAGUCAGUCCCUAGUCACACGUACUCCAAUGAGGUGGUGACCCUGUGGUACCGGCCUCCAGAUGUCCUGCUGGGAUCCACCGACUACUCCACCUGCUUGGACAUGUGGGGAGUGGGCUGCAUUUUCAUUGAGAUGAUUCAGGGAGUGGCUGCCUUUCCUGGAAUGAAGGACAUCCAAGACCAGCUGGAGAGGAUAUUCCUGGUUCUUGGAACUCCGUCUGAGGAAACAUGGCCUGGCGUUAACUCCCUGCCUCACUUUAAAGCAGAACGCUUUACAGUGUACAGCGCCAAGAAGCUUCGACAAGCGUGGAAUAAGUUGGGCUACGUGGACCAUGCUGAGGAGUUGGCCUCCAGGUUCCUCCAGUGCUUCCCAAAGAACCGGCUAUCAGCACAGGCGGCCCUCAACCAUGAAUACUUCAGCAACCUUCCUCCACGGCUCUGGGAGCUGCAGGACAUGUCUUCUAUCUUCACUGUACCAAAUGUCAAGCUGCAGACAGAGAGCGGGGACAGCAUACAGGUGUGCACACGGAAGAACAGCCACGGGAAAGCAACGUCUGGCAGCAAGCACUGACCUGCGGCAGCAUCCUGCACGACUGCCAGACGGGUGGCUGCUGUGAAAAAAGAAAAGGUGAAGAUAAAGAUGGUGACAUCGAGAAGGCCCCAGCUCUCUCUUUAUUUAUUACCUUCACAAAAUGUAUGCGUGAGUGUGCGUAUGUGCGUGUGUGUGUGUUGUAUGCAUGCUUCAGAAGGUGAGUGAAAAGGUAUGCAUUUUGAAUGGUAUCUAAGAUUUCAGACUAUUAUUUGCAAGUUUUGUUUACUUUUUAUAAGGUUCUAAUAACUCAUAUAUCAUUGUCACAGUAGAAGCAAAACAACUUUACUAUCGCUACAUAUUGUGUUUUGUGUUUGUAACUAGCCUCCUAUUUAAGAAUGUAUAUUUGUAUGUAUGAUGUAAUCAUCUAGAAACUAUAUAAAGGACAGUUUUAUUAUUAUUGCUUGUUACCACUGAACGGUUCUCAGCAGGGAAGCUCUCCCUGUAGACACAUGCAUUCAGGAGGCUCAGUCCAAUCACGCUGGAGACCACAGGAAGUCCUUAGAAUUCUGAUUCAUUUCUGUCCAGUUCAGCUCUGAUUUGUGGACUUUUAAAAAGAAAAAAAAAAACAAUAAACAAGAUGAUGAUGAUGAUGAUGUUGACGAUCAUGAUAAUGAUGAUGAUGAGAGCUUUAAAGUGAUGCAACUCGUCCCCUGGCAGCCAUGUUGGAGGUCCUUCAAUCUUUGUAUUUCGGAUUGAGACCAGUUGCUGUAAAAUGUACUUAUUUCCUGAAUCACUUUUGUCUUUGUGGUUAAUAUUUUUUAAAGAAAAGCUCUUUUUUAAAGGUUGCCGGGAGUUAGAGAGACAGUAGCAGUUGUAAAAAAAAAAAGUAAUUAUCCUAAAACAUUUAGCUUUAUUUUUUUGUUUUUUCUUUUGUUUUUUUUCUGCUCUACAGCAUGCAAAGCAAUAUCAAAUGGAAAAAGACCUGGCUAGUUUCUUUAAGGAAGCUGAUGGAACUGCCCGACUCUUCCAAAUAAAAGAACAUAAAAAAGAUGUGGUCUCAUGUACAAAGAGUUGCACGGAUUUCCUGCUGAACCAUAUCAAUAUAUCAUACAGUAUUUGCAGGGAUUAGGGUCCACACCCUCUCACAAAUAGUUGAAAUCCACAAAUAAUGGAGUCUUUCUGAAAAGCCUUAUAGCUGCUUAUUUAUAUCAUUCAAACACCAAAUAUAUCUUAACGUGCAUUUAUACACACAGUGAAAAUUAUCAACAACAAUCUUACUUAUCUUUACUCUUUGGGAUAAUUUGUCAAAUAAAUGGCGCUCUUGGAUUGGCCGGUUUAGAAUUGCUAGCCAAUAGUGUAUCAGGUACCAUUGAACCAAGUUAUUUUUUCCUUAGAUAAUCUUUAUGAAAAAAUAUGUGAAUACUUCCAAAGAAAAAUCCAGAAUAUAGCGAAAACGCAAGCACAAAUAGCUAGUUAAAUAUUUACCCUGCAGGUGGAAUUAUUCUCUCUGAAUUAUCAAAAAAACAUUUCUUUAUUGAAAAAAGGAUAUUUGGAGAUUCUCCAUAUACCCUUUUUGUGUAGAUGCAGAAAAAAGCACAGAUUGGACAAGUAGUGAUAGUAAUGAUUAACAGAUUGAUUUGUAAAACCUGUUAAUAUUGUAUACCUGUUGCAGAAACAGGAUCACCCACUUUUUGUGUGUGCAGAGGGAAAGGCUGAAGCUGAGACAACUGCUGUAAAGACAAGAGGCACUUGGAGAUGUAGGGACGUGAAAUAAUAAGACAAGGAUUAGGUUGGAUAAAUGUCUCUGCUGAAGCUUAAAUAUGAUGUAUAUUUUCAAAAUCAUCAUUCUAUCCUCGCUCUGUCUCUCUGAUAGAUUAAACACGUGGCAUAAUUUAGAUUUCUAAGUAUGUAUUGGCAGACUGAGGGAAACUCAGAAGAAUCCAUGUCUGAGCUCUAAAGGAGUCAUCCUGAUGAUGGGGAGCCAGAAAACAGCCUUAUCAUGAGAAAUGACAGGGUGCCUCCAUUUUGUGUCAAAUGCUGUUAAGUUUCUCGGAACCAGCUGUGGAUUCGGCUGUGGUUAAGUUGGCCUUGUCUCUGUCGACUGGAAGAGACAAUCAGCCACGGCUCACUCUCUGAGCAGAUAGCAGGCAGGUUGUUGGAUGUUUGGCUUUUCCCUCUCCUGGAAUUCAGAAUUACAAGCAACUCCAAAAUCUUUCUCCAAAAUUCAAUUAAAACUGGAUUGAACUACUCUGAGAAGAAAAACAGAUUGUCCUUUUGACAUGCAUUUAAGUUUUCAGUUUUUAAUCCUAUCAAUUUAAAAUGUAAUGCUUUUUAACAAUGCCAGGAGGACAGGCUAUAAAAUUAAAAGAUGAUUUUUAAACAGUUCAUAGAAGUUUUCACAUCUUUACAUAUGUUUCAGGUCAGUUUUGGUGAGUUUGUAGGAUGUUUUUUAGCUUUUAAAAAAUAUGAAGUAAUCAGUCAGUCAAAUUGCAGAUGAUGAAAUGAAUACAAAAUGUUUGUUCCACAGAGGCUUAAUGAGCAUAAGAUUAAAGUAAUAAACUGAAAUGUCCCAAUAUUAUAUUCACACUGUGCUGUUUAUGAUAAUUUUUCAAAAGAAAAUUAAUAAUACUAAUACUAAUAAUAAUAAUAAUAAUAAUAAUAAUAAUAAUAAUAAUAAUAAUAAUAAUGAUGAUAAAGCCAGUGAGUUCAUGGUACUCCCUACAGCAUGCUUUCCACUGUCCUGCUCAAAUAUCGAUGCUUCUCUAUUUAAUUCAUGGACAAUCAUCUGCACCCUUUGAACAUGAGGCUCCUGCAUUCUAAUAUUUCUAAAUGGGACAUUCUCAUUGUUGGGUUGGGUAGCGUCAGUGGACCUCCAUGAUGGAACCAGAUCUUGUUGUUGCAACCUGAAAGCUUCUCCUGAACAAUCUGUGUUGAACAUACUGAUGAUGCAGGGACAGCGCAAAGUGCUUUUAGACGCAAUACUCCAAUGAACCACAACGGCUCUGAUGGAAACAUAGAUUUGAGCAUAACAAACAUGGGCAAUAUAAGUGUCAGUGCUUCCAUCUGAGAAUACGAGCUAAUGUACAUAAAGACAAAGCAGCAAGACAAUAGGCUAAAAAGCCUCACUCUAUGUUUUGAUCCAGUUCUGAAAAAUCCAUCUUCCAAGUUUUCUGACAUGCCAAAAAAUUUGAUCGAUUCAUGUUGAUACUUAAAUCUGUUUGUUCCUUAUUCAAGAGUUAUGACUACACCAGAGUUUUCUUUGACAAAGUAAAUGUGUGAAGGAUGGGUUUAUGUGCAGCCUGUGCUGCAAAGGUUGUGCAUAACUUUGACUCGUCCCUAGGCCACCAACAUACACUCUCCUGAGGCUGUUCCCUGAGAUGUCUUCCCCCAAAACUUUGCAUAUUUUUCUGGAUGUUUUGGAACUUUCUACUGAACAAAGCUCGGCUAUAUAAAGUGACAUCAUUUGCAAAUAUGUUAAAAAUGAUUUUUUCUAUUGCUAAGAUUUCUUUUUUUUUCUUUUUGUGUAAAGAUAAUUGAAUAUUACAGAGUAGUUGUGUUGUGAUAAUUGUAAGGUAUAAUCAAACUAAUGGCUUCCUUCUCAUUAGUCCAUUUCAGAACAAGUGAGACAUUAAUAACGGCCCUGCACUGUUGAACAGCCGAGAACAUGAGGCUGCAAAUCUAAAGCCACGGACAAAUGGAUACUGUAGAUAUUAUUCCUGUUCCUCUCUAGCACACACAAACACACGCACACACAAUAACAUGCGCACACUCAAGUUUGCAUUUCAACCCGUAUUAGGACUUUGUAUUGACUUCCAUCAAUUUAAGUAACUGGAUAUAAGCCUAACCCAGAUAUUUUCCCAAAACAAAACCUAAUUCACAUCACACCUCUCACCCCUAACCCUAAACAAUGGGGUCCUCUGUAUUGGGACUGGGCUUUGGUCCCCAUGAGGCCCAUUGGUCUUCAAAAGGUUAGUAAAUAUGCAAGAAAUGGUCCUAAAUAUGAUAACUAAACAAGUGCACACAUAUACAAUUCCAGGUAAGACAGCUGUAUUACCUAACAUUAGAAACUGCUCUGCAGCUUCUGCAGCUCCAGCUACAGUAUAGUUUACUUUCAACACCAUUGUUCAGCUAAAACUGUUUUUUUUCUUUUUUUCUAAAAGGUUACUUAAUGCAACUUUUGCAGUAAAAAGUUCUCUCCAUACAGACCACUGUUGUAUUUUUAAGAAUGAUAUCCCAAAGCAAGCUAAUGACAUGCUUUGUAUUAAACCAAAUGUUACAGUCUCCUUCCUUCCUGAGUGUUGAAAUGGAUAAACUAACCAGCAGUCUAUAAUGAUGCAGAAGAGCCUUAUUUUUUGGUUUAUCUGCUGUAAUCAGGUCAAGGUCUCAAAAAUGACUGACAAACCCUCCCUUCUGGCUCUACCUUAGUAGAAACAAUAAGUAGGUGGAAGUGUCAGCAUAGUGAAGUAUAGUCUGUUUGAUAAUUGGUACGUAGCGUUUAAAAUAAAUACCAUAGACAUAUCUGUACUAGCAUCUGUACCCUUAUAUGGCAAUAAUUCCAUCCACAAAUUCAUAAUAGAAACAACCAAAAAAUAAUCAUUUCGAAAAGUUUGUCCAAAUCUGUUGUACAGAUACACUUACAGUUCAACAUGUUUGUUUAUUAGUUUCUGACUUCAGCUAGAAUUUUUAAAAAUAGAAGGUAAGUCAAAUCUAUCACAUAUAUAAAAAAAUGUUGCAUAUUGUGGGUUUUUCAGACCCACUCAAUAUUGAUCCAGUAACAAGCUGGUAAACAGUGAAUAAAUAGGGAAACCAGAACCUUUUUUCCUUUUCACAACAGAAAUAAAAACCCAAACAAGCCAUCUUCCACUUAAUAACUUUGCAUGUUUUCCUUCGUUUGGUUUGACAUUUGUAAAGUUGAACUGGAGCCGUUGGGAAUAAAUGGUUUUCUUUGACAAAGCAAAUGUCAGAGAAUUCAGUCAGUCUCAGCAACAGACUGAGACUGUUGCUUUUAAGGUUGAUUACAGCGACUGCUGCUUCUCCUGUAGAUGACAUCCAAGUACUGCGUACAGGUGGGAAUAUCCAACCAAUAACAGGGAAGCUAUGGAGUUAUGAGGCACUUAGACAGUUUAUUGUGAUUCCGUUCCAAUCCAGCUUUUCCAACCACAGAGUUGAACCUCUGAGAUUUAAAAAAGAUGAUGGGCUUAACUUACCCAGCAGCAUUUUAAAAAAUGCACUUUAAAUAAAAAUUGCCUGUAUGGUCACUUUACUCUCUGGCUUUCCCUAAACGAUAAACGCAUAAAUAUUCAUGCCCUCUCUCUCGGCUGGAUGCAGAGCAUGCCGGCUUCCUCACAAAUGUAAAUCUCAUCCCUGGAUGUGAACCCUUACAUGGACAGAGGGGAGCUGGUAGAUCUGCUCUACUUGAAGUUAUCUUUCAGCUUUUCAGUGUCACCCGCAGGCUGUGAUUGUGCAGCAGGAAAAAGGGGAGGAGAGGCGGUGGGUAAUGCCACUAAAGCAGCGUGACAGAAGAGGGUUAAUACCAUCGAGCUGUGCUAAGAUUGCCCAGCCUCGAGUGGCUUUAGGGAUUGCAGGCAGUAUUAGCCAAGAAUAAUUAUUUUUGCUAUGUUGCUCCCUGUGUGAGCACGCUCUCUGUGUGCCGCGCGUUGCUUCAUUACACCCCCCAACUGUUUCCUGGAGCUCCUGCAGCCUGCAGUUUGCUGUAAAACUUUUCAAGUCCCACGUGGGCAGAGUUGAAACUCUGUUCAAACAGGAAUGUUCUUCAUACAUUUUGUAGAAGGUCCAGUGAAAGGGGUGGUAUUGCAUAUUUAACACUGUGACUGCAAAAUGAAAUAUCACCGGAAACGUCAAAGGUGGAAGCUUAGCGUGUGAACAGGGUUGGAAGAGUCUCCUUAGCGCUAAUGAAAAGUCAUGUAUGAUAAUGCAUAUUUCUAUAAAUAUAUAUAUAUAUGAAAGGCCUCUAUUUUUGGCAUUUAUUAUGUGGACAUAAGUGAUUUGACUAUAAUAAACAUGUAGGUUGGCUCUGACAUGCAUCCUGGCUGUGCUCAUCAAUAAAUCUGUGUUUGCAAGAUUUUAAUGUGAAGCUUCUCUUGCAGUUUGCUUUUUUUUUCUACGCUGCACUGAAAAACUGAACAAAAACAUCCUUUUCACAAGUGGUUUGGAGUCGCCAAUCACUUUAUAGGGUGAAAUAAUAUUGUAUACUUUAGGAUAGCUGUUGCAUUAUUUGUUACAACCUCUAUGUAAUGUUAUUAUGGAAGAUGUAAUGUCCUUCUGUAAAUGUUUAAUGUUGUUUACCUGAAAUAAAAUUCUUCAAAGAUCUUAUGAA
Molecule: messenger RNA, 8115 nt
Organism: Poeciliopsis prolifica (blackstripe livebearer)
Lineage: Eukaryota; Metazoa; Chordata; Actinopteri; Cyprinodontiformes; Poeciliidae
Gene: cdk14
Product: cyclin-dependent kinase 14
Exons: 15
Coding region: 405-1817 (470 amino acids)
Biological process (GO): protein phosphorylation
Cellular component (GO): cytosol; cytoplasm; nucleus
Molecular function (GO): ATP binding; cyclin-dependent protein serine/threonine kinase activity; cyclin binding
Source: RefSeq, a predicted model, not a curated record